CCGCGGGACUCCAUUUCCCAGCGCGCCCCGCGCCGCCGCGCCGGGGAAGAUGGCGGCGCCCGUGUUGCUCGUGGUUACUGCGCGCUGCCUGCUGCGAGCUGCGGCGCGGCGCGGCGCCCGCCUGCCGCCGCCGACCCUGCGGAGAGCAUAUACAGGUCAGGGGGAUGAGAAGACAGCCCCCGGUACUCUUACAGAUGCUAACUCUAGAGCCUUGUUGGCUUGCAGUGGACCUUUAGAACAUUACAACUUUCUGAUUGAACAAGAAGAGCUGAAGAAGGAUGAGCAACAAAGAAGAGUUGUGCAGCGCCUACAGAAGUUGCAUGAGAGCCUUAAAGGCUACAGCAUAAGUUCAAAAUAUUUUCUCUCAAAGCUCUUUGCAAAAAGCAAGCCUCCAAAGGGUCUUUAUGUCUAUGGAGAUGUUGGCACAGGAAAGACAAUGGUGAUGGACAUAUUCUAUUCUCACUUAGAAGUAGAGAGGAAAAAGAGAGUCCAUUUUCAUGGCUUCAUGCUAGAUGUACACCAGAGAAUACAUCGUCUCAAGCAGAGCUUGCCAAAAAGAAAACCAGGAUUUAUGGCCAAAUCAUAUGACCCAAUUGCACCAGUAGCAGAGGAAAUAAGUGAAGAAGCUUCUCUCUUAUGUUUUGAUGAAUUUCAGGUCACUGACAUUGCUGAUGCCAUGAUUCUGAAACAGCUUUUUGAAAAUCUGUUCCAAAAUGGGGUUGUCGUUGUGGCAACAUCUAACAGGCCGCCAGAAGACCUCUAUAAAAAUGGGCUUCAGAGAGCUAAUUUUGUACCAUUCAUUGCUGUGCUGAAGAAAUACUGCAGCACAGUCCAGCUUGACUCUGGAAUAGACUACAGGAAACGAGUGCUUCCUGCUGCUGGAAAACUUUACUACCUCACAAGUGAAGCUGAUGUGGAGGCUGUCAUGGAUAAGUUGUUUGAUGAGCUGGCUCAGAAACAAAAUGAUUUAACUAGACCAAGGAUUCUAAAAGUGCAAGGCAGAGAGCUGAGGCUGAAUAAAGCGUGUGGAACCAUUGCAGACUUCACAUUUGAAGAGCUGUGUGACAGACCUCUUGGGGCCAGUGACUAUUUGGAAAUAUCCAAGCACUUUGACACAGUCUUUAUUCGCAACAUACCACUUCUUACAAUGGCAAAAAGGACGCAAGCUCGCCGCUUCAUUACUCUUGUUGAUACCUUUUAUGAGCAUAAGGUGCGUAUUAUUUGUUCGGCAGCAACUCCUCUCCAAAGCUUGUUCCUGGUAGAACAUGACAAUGGUGAGCUAGAGGACAACAGAGUGUUGAUGGAUGAUCUGGACUUGAGCCAGGAUUCCGCCAAAGGACUCUCCAUGUUUACAGGAGAAGAGGAAAUUUUUGCAUUUCAGCGUACUGUCUCACGUCUUACAGAAAUGCAGACUGAACAGUAUUGGAAAGAUGGGGACAGAAGCAAAAAAUAGUUAUAAUUAGAAGAGGAAUAAAAGAACACUAAAAAAAAGUGUGUAAAGAAUUAAAACUACAGAAUUGGAAUGCUUUUUAGCACAAAUGAAAUAAUUUAUUGCAUUUUAUCUUCUGGACCACGUUUUUUUCAUCGAGUGGUUUUUAUGCUUCAGACAUAAGGACUCGGUUAUUUUUUUGUACCACUAGUUUGUGGCCAUAUGAAAUUUUGCCUUUAUUUCCUUUUUUGUAAAACAUAAAUUUGUACAGGAAAUUUAACUGGAUCAGAAUUUUUCUUGACUGGAGACCCAGUCAAUGGGCUAUGCUGGGUUGAUGGUGGAUUUAUACUGUUCUUGCACGAACAGGGUGCUUUGUGGUUCAUGCACUAUUCCUGUCAUGUAUAAGACAGCUUGCGCACAAGAAGGAUCAAAUGUUUUGUAUGUGAAACUCCUCCUGAUGUAGCAGAAGUCCCUGCUAGAAACGCAGUUUCUUGUAAUCAGACUGUUGCUCACUCUGGUUGAUUGAAAACUAAGAAUUUGAUCCAAGAGAGAAACCCAAGAAAGAGUUUGAAUGUACUUGAAACCUCAGAUGAUCCAAGUAAGCAUGGGUGACAAAAGAAAACUAUGAUAAGACAGGGUAUAAUGUAACAUAAGUGCAAGCCAAUACUUUUCUUAUAUUUUCUACCAAAAAUGAAGUUUAUGCAAGAUGGAUGUGCUGCCUAUACACUGAUUUCUUUCUACUAUGAAGUUUCUAAGGCUCCAUCUUUACAAUACCUUCCAUUGCUAGUAGCACACCUGCCCUGUUGGGGGGACACUAGUACACAGUAGUGCUGAGGCAGUUCAUCAUACUACUAUAUGAGUGUGUUUUAUGAAAAAGAUGGGACCUUCAUUGAUUUUCAAAAUCAUGUCCUCUAUUCUGGUGGUUGUAGUUGAAAACUUCCUUUUAGUUAGAAUUGCCUUUAACUGUGCUUUAAUCUGAUUGAAACAACACAUGGUAUUGCUCAUAUUAGCUCGUACACUGUUUUUAUAAGAUGUCAUUUUAACAGCGUAUUUAAAAAUAGUUUCCCUGAAUAGGGAAAAAUAUUAUGCAGAUAGGCUGAGAAGACUGCCCUGAUUCCUUGGCAAGGAGAUGUGUUAUAUACCAUCCCCAAAUCUGAAGGUUUUCUUUAGAUUUUACAAUGUGACUUCUUUUGUAUCAUAUGUGUCAUCAAAAUUUUUUUCUCUGCAUUCAUUAAGCCUCAUUAAAUUAUUUGAAUCAUAACUCCAGUUACAAUCAAAAAAAGCUUUUAAAGGGGAUUUUUGGAGGGUGGAGGGGGUGGGAAGCAGGGAGUUGUCCUCUGCAUCUAGAUGUAUUAUGGCAAUAUAAAUGUUUUGGAGCCAUGUGCUCUAGUCCUGGUUUUCUGUUCUGAUCAUUUCUGUUUACCCUGGAAGUUACUUAUACUGGCUAUACCAGUUCUUCAGAUAAUUUUCAAAGCCUAUACUUAAUUGUGUAAAUUGCAAACUGUGUUAUUCCCACAAGGGCGACUACAACAAAGAAUUCUAAUAUAUAUUUAUGAAAAAUCCAGUCACAGUAGAUUGCAUUUACAUAGGAAUUUCAGAAGAACUGAUGUAUGUUCUCAGAGAUUUAAUUUAUUUAUUAGAUUAAUUUAGAUUAAUUAGGUUUCUCAACAGAGGGACUAUUGAGAAAUGGUUUUCAUGCAUGCAAGUGUGUGUGUAUAUAUAUUUUUAAAGAUAUUAAUAUACGUAAUUUAAUUUUGUAUGCAUAUAUAUUUAUACAUGGUAGCCUCUACUCAUUAGCCUGAGCCUAAGCUGAUGAGUCUCCUGAAGUUUCAGCCUAGGCUUGACUUUUUUUCUAAUAGCGUUCAAAUGCCUCUGGCCCCGUCUGAAUCAGAAGCCCAUGUGCAAAAAUGGGAGGUGAUGGUAGAUAGCCUAAGGCAUUUGCAUCUAGGUAUUUAUUUGCAUUGUUUUAAAAACUGAUCGCAGGUUUAGCCUGCGUGCCCUCCUCCAUCACACGGUACAGUGGAAACGAGCCUUGCAGAAACAGGCGAGAAGUCUGGGACAUGCGAGAGGGGAUGUUGUUCUGCAGGUUGUCUGCUCCUGCAGAGGCUGUCACGGCAGCCAAGUGAGGUGCUCCUCCUCGGUCUGUGGGCAAUGACUGACCUCACUGAACCGGGGGGCUCCCUGUGGCCCCUGGGCAAACGUUCUUGUGCCCAAACUGGCGUAGCUUUGCUUGAUGGCAUUUGGGGCUUUUUUGCCUUCUGGGCGCCCAUCCCAAAUUGAGGUACGCAGGGUUUCUGGAAGCACAGCAGGCCCUGGGAGUUGUUGAAAGCUGCCUGGGAUGUAGGUGAGCUCCCUCCAGUUACGAGAGGGACAUCAAGUUCCCAGAAGCUUCCAGAGUCACUGCUGCUUCCAGGACGUGUUCCUAAAUAAAAUCUUGGUGCAGUUUGUUCCUUGCCCAGCAAGGAAGCCUUCUGGUGGGAGUCUGGUAGGCACCUGAAGUAAUCAAGGAGAGGAAAUGAGGGAUACUGCAGAAGUGAGAGACUGAAAACAAGAGAAGCUGCUUAAAUCACUGUGCAGUAUCUGUGGUUGCACUGCACAGUGUGGAUUGCCACCUCCCGGUCAGGACCACAGGCAGAGAUUGGUGGGACCAAAUUGUCAGUCAGGCCAGAUGCCGGGAUGGAGAUCACUACAGUACCCGGAGGCACAGUUACGUGCACCCACUUCAAGUCAGGCCCUAUUUCACGGUGCUGCUCGUAAUGCUGUAACAUGCACAAACCCUCUUUCCAACAGGGAAUUUGAGGGGGCUUCUUCUGAAGCCAGACAACUCUCAGGCAAUUGGGUGCUGCCCAGAAGCGGUUGCUGAAGCCCGAAGCUGCUGCGUCCUGCCCCCGGGGGCCGGGCAGCCCGCGCUCCCGCUACGGUUAGACAGCAAAGCUUCUCAAGCUUAAAGGCUGCUUCUUCCUACAUUAAGGUAUUUUAGUUGUCAACAUGUAAACAGUGAAAUGCCUGCAAAUAAAUUAUGCACACUCCUUAAUGGCCUUAAAAUUGCUGGAUUUGUGCUGUACACAUCUAUACCAAAUUCAAGCACAGUCUUUUUAGUUUUUUUUAAUUUGCAAAUUCCUGUCAUCUUAUAUCUGCAACAUAUUUUUAUUUAACUUUUAGUCUUUCAGCAAGCAUUACUGCUGAGUUAUUUUUAAACAUCUUUUAGAAAUAAUCUUAUUGAUGUGGGAUGAUACUUUGCUGUCACAGUAAGUAAAACCCUUGUGAUGAUAUUCACCAUGUGAAAUGUUUCAUGUUGGUUCAUAAAGGCCACAACCUGGCUGCGAAUCUCUCAGCUAACUUGUUUCAAAUACUUGACUGAUUGAGGAAUGUUCCUGAUGCCCAAAAGUUUAAGUUACAGCUUUUGUGCAUGUAGCUGCUCUGUCCACACAGAUACUUUAAAGUGUCUGUAUUUUCAUUUCAGAUUUUGUGCAGUAGAUCUUAUCUUUUUUAAAAAAUAGCACAGUUCUGUCUUUCUAAACUAAUGGUUUUGAGCAUUUACCUUCACAGAAAUAGAGGGAACAGUUACAGUAUUUUGGGUAUAAUGAGACAGCUUUGCAAAGGUCUUUGGAGGGACUGAAGAUAUACUUUUUGCUGUUGUCAUUUUUAAUCUAAAAACAAAAGCCAUUAAUGCUUUUUUUGAGUAAACAUGAUCAUAAUGAAACUGUAUAGAUAUAUGUCACCUAUUUUGUUUAAAUUGAAACAUGAAAAAAUGGCAAGGUUUCAAACAGAUGUCACCAGACAUCUCACAAGGAGGAAGAAUGGUCUCUCCAUUGAGAUGUGUCUGAGAGGAUCAAGACCCAGGAAUUCUCUUUUUGGAAUUGCCUGGAUCUGAAUUAGCCCUGUGCCUCAGUUUCCCUGUUGAUAAAAUGGGAAAGAUGUUAACUUCUUAUUUACUAAUACUGGAGCGUUGCCAGGCUUAGUUCAUUAAUAUUCUAAGAUGCUCUCUGAGGCUCUGGGAUGAAAAUACUUCAGUAAAGUAUGUAAAUAGCAUCAGCUACUCACAGUGGAUUAGUUUUCUUGUUUGGGUUACAGAAUAAAUGCCAUCAACAAAACACCACAUGCCUCUUUGUAAUGAUGUUUUUCUUUGCAUAAUGCAUCUAUUUUAAAGAAAAAAAAUGAGAUUUGUGAUAAAAAACAAACCAAUUCAUGUAGUUUUUCUUCUACCUAUAAUGUCAGAUUUCCUUUAUGAUUCAUUACCACUUAGUUCUUGUACUUGUGAGCUACAGUAGCUUCAUAAAUUUUGUUGGGAUUUUUGUUUUAUUGUAUACUGAGAAUAUUUUUAAAAUACAUAAUUUGGAGUCUAAUAUAUAACAAAGUGAACAUUGUUAAAUCCUGCCAUUUGAAAAGUAUGCUGUAAUAAGGAAAAACUAAUAAAUCCAGAUUUUAUAAACAUUUUA
This is a messenger RNA of Dromaius novaehollandiae (emu), 5868 nucleotides long. RefSeq names its product AFG1 like ATPase (gene AFG1L). Lineage: Eukaryota; Metazoa; Chordata; Aves; Casuariiformes; Dromaiidae. Gene Ontology annotation, molecular function: ATP binding; ATP hydrolysis activity. The record is from RefSeq and is a predicted model, not a curated record. The coding region runs from base 50 to 1453 and encodes 467 amino acids. The transcript is spliced from 13 exons. Gene Ontology annotation, cellular component: mitochondrion; cytoplasm.